Molecule: messenger RNA, 2496 nt
Organism: Solea senegalensis (Senegalese sole)
Lineage: Eukaryota; Metazoa; Chordata; Actinopteri; Pleuronectiformes; Soleidae
Product: interferon alpha/beta receptor 2-like
Exons: 7
Coding region: 192-977 (261 amino acids)
Molecular function (GO): protein binding
Source: RefSeq, a predicted model, not a curated record
ACACAGAGAGCACAGGGAGGGAUUUCUGCGGAAAUAGAAACUCAACAUGUUACAUGAAAAACAUACUUCCCAACCCCCACACAUUAUGCUCUGCUCCUGCCCAUCACAGUCUUUAUAUGUUGUGUGCUCCGAAGCAAAAACAACUUGUUUAAGUCAUUUAACUGUGGGUGAUAUCAGUCUAUGGAGGAACAAUGCAGCACAGGAUCUUCGUUCUCCUGAAUUUACACUUUGUGGCUGGCAUUUUGCUCUCACCUCCUUCCAAUGUCGCCAUCUCUUCCUUCAACAUGGAACACACAGUCAAGUUCCUGCCAGGACCUGGGACCCCAACGGAAACCCACUUCACAGUCCAAAUCAUCAACUACAGGAAAAACUCGUGGAGACUAGUGUCAGGUUGUUCGGAGCUGACAGCGGGACAGAUGUGCAACGUAACCAGAGCUUUUAAGGACCAAUACAAUCAAUACAAAGCCCGCGUCCAGGCCUUCACUGCCACCCAGACGUCCAACUGGACAGUGUCACGCUGGUUCCAGCCUCUGUCAGACACUGUGUUGGGGCCUCCUGAUGUGUCUGUGUCUGGCUGUGGAAACUGUCUUAUCCUACACCUCAAAGUUCCGGCAACACGGGGACUCCCACAUCAUCUGCAGCUGAAGAGUCUCUACAGAGGAGUCGCCUUUCAGGUGCAAAGGACAAGAGAUGGAGCACAGUUCAGCCUGAAUGUGCCUUUUAAUGAGGAGAAUGUGAUCAUGUACCUGCAACCAGGUGUGGAGUACUGUGUGAUUGUCACUGUGACCACGCUUUUAAACUCCAACAGUGUCUCCAGUAAACCUUACUGUGCCUUCACCAGCCGUCCUUCACCCACCAGUUCCUUGUAUGUGGUCUUUAGCCUGCUCACUGUUUCCUGUAUGACAGCCUUCCUCAUCAUUGGAUUGGUUCUUUAUGGCGGUCAGCUGAGCUUGAAGUUUAGAUCACGACGCUGCUGAAAUAUGAACAUGUCCGCCAGUGAAGAGGAGGAAAAGAGGAUACUCGGAGCCCAGAGGAGCUCGUUAAACAGACUGACUGGUUCUGAGAGCCGAAGGACAUUAGCUGUGUCCCAAUUGUCAAGACUUACAAGUGUGCAACUGUACACCGAGAGAUUAAAUGCUGCCCUCCACAGGAUAAAGUCGUGAAUCACAGUUUCUCCUGCCCCUUGAAGCCUGAUUAUUUGUUUUACUCUUAAUCAGCCACAACAUCCUAAAAAUCUGAUAUAUUUAAAAAAGAUCUAUAUACAUAUAUAUACACACAUACACAUUUUAUGUUUAUGUUUUAUGUUUAUUAUUUUUAUGUGUAUCUCGUGAGACAAGACAAAUAAUUUACCUCAAAAGUAUGAUUUACAAAUAUAAUUAUCUGCAUACAGAUUUAUGAUUUGUACAAAAAUAAAACCCAAUUUCUACGACAGUAGUUUAACAAUAAAAUUAAAUAUGUACAAUUCAAACAAUGCAGUCUAAUAAUUAUUAAUUAUUCACAGCAGAUCAUUUUGGACAUGAAGUAGUAAAACAAACACCCGUUGCAAAAAGCAGGUUUAGUGAAAACACUUAGUCAGUUACCCCGGCAACAUACUAUGUGAACCUAACCUGCUCGCUGGCAGGUUUUCUUCAACUAACCCUGAGUUUCUCCUGCUUGAAGCCUGCACACUGAAGGCAGUGGCAGACGUCGAGGUUAUUAGACCCCGAUUGGAUGUUUUAUUAUUCCCUGAUGAGUACCUGUACUCAUUACAUCAGUACAUUUUUAUAUUUCAUCUUUGCUGCCAAGUCUGUUUGGUGCGUGUUGGGUUGCACCUGUGUGCACAAACACACAUAUGGAAUAUAAUUGUUGAAUAAGUGGAACAUUCAAGACAAAACAUUUCUUUUUUUCUCCAAUUAAUACUCACGCAUUGACUCGAUCAGCAAUUGUCUGCCAUGCGAGCUCCCACUCUUUGCUGCUGCCACAGUAUUGCGUUUUGGUUUUUUUUAAAUAUAUGCUCAUUUUCUGCAUAUGCAGACAUUAACAUUUCCAACUCCAUUGGGUUUUGCUUUCUAUGACUUGUUUCCAUGGUGAAUAAUAUUAUCUGUGAUUGAUGAGGGCUUUUUAUAUCCUCAUGCAUGGGCUUCACUCAGGUUUACUUUGACUCAGAGUUGAUUGAACUAAUUGUUAUCACCUGUUCUGAAAUUAAUAUUAUGUAUUAAACCCAAAGAAUAACUGAAGAAAUAUCUCAACCUGACAAGUGCAAUGUGUUCAUACUAUUACUGAGCUAUUAGUAUGUGCAUUAUUACUGUAAAGCAUUUGAACUCUGUUGUCCAGCACUUUUCUUCCGUUCAUGUGGUUACUGGUUUCACUGACCAGCUUUUAUCAGGUGAAAAUUUGACUUUUUGGUUCAUAGGCCUGUUCUUCAAGUUUACAUAGAAUUAAAUAUGCUGACAUUUCUUCUCCUUUAUGUCAUCAUGGAUGUGGUAUCUGGACUAAAAUUAAAUGAUGUUUGAAAAA